AUGGGCACUGUUUAUCCAAAUGACGAUGAAAUCAAAUUUCGCAAAAACAAUUAUGGAGAUGUUAAAGAUAUUUUGAACAGUGAAGUUAAAUGUACAAUUUGUAACGAUGAUCUUUUACAUGAAAUUAUUUCAAAGAAAAUGAUAAUGGUUAAUCGAAGUCAUCUAUUUUUAUGUUGCUACAGCUGUUUUUACAAACUUUGUGACGGAAAUAAGUUUAGUUGUAUCUUGUGCAAUUCCAACAAAGAUCUAUCUAAUUGUACAAAAUGCAAUCUUAAUGUUUGUAAUCGUUGUGUUCAAAAUCAAAAAAUUGAUAAAUCAUCUAUUGGUGUUUUAAAUAAAUGCUUCAAUUGUGACCCAAAAAUGUUGUGGGAAAAAAGAGCUCAAGCUGCUAAUGUAUUAAAAGUAUUUUCUUCUCAACUAUGUCUGCCUAACGGCUUAUUAGUAAAUGAAACAAAUCAUGAACAAGCUGUUCGAAAAUACUUGGUGAAAGAAGCUAGAGUUGGGAAAAAUUCUGUAAUAGAUAAAAUUAAAAACAACCUGUGCAUUAAUUUCAUGUUUAAAUCAUAUAAGUCGUCUAUAUUAAACGAACUUUCAACAUUAUCUUCUACUGAUCAUAAUCCAAUUGAUGAACGUCUAAAUGAAUUCAUCAGGGUCUGUGAGAAUGUUUUAGAAAAUACCUGUUCUACUUUAACCGAUAUUAAGAGAAUAUUUAAUAUUGAUUCACAUUUGAGUCCUGGUGUUUCUGCUAUAAUGAAAUCUUUAUUGAAGCCUGUUGAAGAUGAAAACUUAUUAGUAGACAAUUCAAUAUUAAAUGGAAAUUUAAGUAAAGAAACCAAUGAUAAUUCAGUCAAUCCAUCAUCAAACGAAUCUAACAAACGUACUACAAGAAGUUUAAGAUCAGGAAAAAAACAAAAAAAAGAUAAUGAUACUUUAAACUCAAAAAUAUCUUUAUCUUCCUCAAGGUUACAACCAACGUUGUCAUCUCCAAGUGUGCAACAAAUAGCUAACGUCAUGAAUAAAAGUUUCUCUGUUGUUUUAGAACGGUUGGACGAUUCUAUAGUAUCAAGUUUAAUUGGUAGUAAAUCUUCUAAUAAAGUUCCUCUCAAUUUGGAAAAAGAUGAAAUAGCUCAUCCUUUAAAUUUAGUUGAUAAUACAAAAAACUCAACUAAAAAUCAAAAAAAACUUGAUGAAAAAUCUGAAGAUGAAAAAGAAAAUGAUAGGCUGACUAAUUUAAAUGGCAUUGAAAGGUGUUCUAAAAACAAAGUUGCAACUGAUAAUGAAGAUAAUUCUGAUGAUACUGAUAUCACACCAGCUAAAAAUACAAGUUUCAAAGUAACCCCAAAAAAAUUAAAAAAUGAAGUAAAUAAGUUGGAAAACAUUAAUCAAUUCCUUUCAACAAUUGAUGGGACCGACUCUGAUACUGAUAAUGAUUCUCUAAAUGAAGAAAAUUCUCUAGAAUCAGUAAAAGAUAUUUUUACUGAAAUCAAAAAUUCUGUAGAAAUACCUCAAAUUAACACAGAAGACAACAGUGGGGAUGAAAGUGAUAAUAGCUCUAUUGAUGAUGUGAUAAAUGCAUGCUUAACUGCUUGUAAAAGACGUAGUAUUGAUCAUUAUCAUAAAAAGUCUCAAUCAGGGAUUAAUAAUAUGGAUACUGUUUUUGAAUCUGAUCAAUCAGAAAACAAAGACAUUGCUGAUUUGAUAGAAUUAUCAGAUAUACAUAAUGAUACUACUAUUGUUACUCGUUCAAGACAACUUAAAAUACCAUCAAUCGGUGAUAGUGAUAGCGAUUUUGAUUUUAAAGGCAAAACAAAAACAAAAGGAACGAAAAGGAAGCUUGUAGAAUCUAACUCGUCUAAAGAUUCAGAUUCUUCAUCAAAGUUUUUUAAAAAAACACCAAAAAGAAGAACCAUAAAUGAUAUUAAUAAAACUAGCUAUUUUGACUUGACUAGUAACAACAGCAGCAGCAGCAGCAGCAGCAGUUCAAAUGAGGAUUCAUCUCCUAUACUUGUAAAAAAACGUAGAAGAAUAAGGCAAAUAUCUAAUGAGGAAUCUGAAGAAGCAAGUGAUUCUGAUAACAGUGAUGCAUCGCAUAAACAUUUACCAAAAAAAGGACGAAAAAAUAUUCGUAAAAUGAUAACAAAAGAUGAACUGAGCGAAGUAACCCAAAAUGCUUUAAAAGACGAAUUAAUACGUAAGAAGCGUAUUGAAAAACGUCAAAAAGAGUACAAUAAAUUAUGUAAUCUCCCAACACCAAUGGAACCAUGUAAAAAAUUGGUAUUAGAUUUUAAUGUAAAGACAGGGGAAGAACUUGUUACAGUUCAUCCAGAUCUUGUUAAAUUUCUCAAACCUCAUCAGGUGGAAGGAGUAAAAUUUUUGUGGAAUUCUGUAUUUGAAUCACUGGCAAUAAUAAAAGAACAUAAAGGAAAUGGAUCAAUCCUAGCUCAUUGUAUGGGACUAGGUAAAACUCUACAAAUUAUAGCUUUGGUUCAUACAUUAUUUAGAUACCCGGAGACUGGCAUUAAAACAGUAUUAGUUAUUACUCCUAAUGCAACAAUUGAAAAUUGGUGUAAGGAGUUUCAUAAAUGGUUACAAGAUAUUGAUGAAGAACAAAAUUUUUUGGUUCUUAACUUUUCUGAUUCAAAAACAUAUGAAGGUCGGAAGGCCAUUGUAGAUGAAUGGAAAAGAGAACAUGGUGUAUUAGUUACAAGCUAUCAGUUGUUUAGAUCAGUUGUCAAUUAUAAGAAUAUUGACAAGUUCCCUACUAUCUCUGAAUGUCUUGUUGAUCCAGGACCAGAUUUGGUCAUAUGCGAUGAAGGACAUAUAUUAAAAAAUCAUAGCACUGCAAUAUCUAAAUCAGUUAAUCGUAUUAAGACACUUCGAAGAAUUGUGUUAACUGGAACACCAUUACAAAAUAAUUUAAGAGAAUAUCAUUGUAUGGUUGAUUUUAUCCGACCAAAUUUAUUAGGGUCUAUAAAAGAUUUUACCAACCGUUUUAUAAAUCCAAUCACUAACGGGCAAUACUCUGAUUCAAAUGUAAGAGAUGUCAAAAUUAUGAAGCGAAGAUCUCAUGUUUUACAUAGAAUGCUUGAAGGAUUUGUGCAGAGAUUUGACUAUAGUGUUCUUACUCCUUUCUUACCUACUAAGCAUGAAUAUGUAAUUUAUUUGAAGCUGGCUGAUAAACAAAUAGAAUUAUACCAGAAAUAUUUGGAUGAAUACAGACAACCAGAAUUAUUUAGUAAUUAUCAUAUGCUCCAAAUGGUUUGGACCCAUCCUAAAUUACUAGCGUUAUACUUGAAACGAAUAGAAUCAAAACAAGAAAAACAAAAACUAAAGGUCGCGGAAACACGUUUUGUAGCUGGUGACAGUAGUGAUAUUGAUGAUAAUUCAAAUUCGGUUGAUGAAGUUGAAAUUCCAGGUUUUGACUUGCCAAACACUAAGAACACAGAUACGCAUUACACUGACUGGUGGAAGCCAUUUUUAUCAAGAGCUGAAAUGGAAACUGUGUACCCGUAUUCCAAGUUCAUAAUGUUGUUUUCAAUACUUCAAGAAUGUGAAAACAUUGGUGAUAAAGUGUUAUUAUUUAGUCAGUCAUUAUUUACUCUUGAUCUCAUUCAAGAUUUUUUGGAAAAUGCUGAAGAUUUAGAUGAUGAAGGAGGUCCCUAUGGUAAAUCUUGGGAUCACGGUGUAGAUUUUUAUAGAAUUGAUGGUUCAACUAGUUCAAAAACAAGAGAAGAUUUUUGUGAACGAUUUAAUAAUCCAGAAAAUACUAAAAUGCGUCUUUUAUUAUUGUCGACAAAAGCUUUUAAUUUAGGUAUUAAUCUAAUUGGUGCUAAUCGAGUUAUUAUUUUUGACGUGACAUGGAAUCCAUCUCUUAAUGUUCAAAGUAUAUUUCGUGUGUUUAGAUUUGGACAAAAAAAACCAUGUUACAUUUAUAGAUUAAUUUCUGAGGGUACAAUGGAGCAAAAAAUAUAUGAACGUCAAAUAUCAAAAUUAUCUACAGCUUUCCGUGUAGUUGAUGAACAUCAAAUUGAUCGUCAUUUUAACUUGAAAUGUCAGGAAGAACUUUAUGAAUUUGAGCCAAAAACUACUCAACCGAAAUCAACUUUAAAUUUACCUAAGGAUCGUUUAAUGGCAGAGUUAAUAUUGAAACAUAAAGAUCUUGUAAUGGACAUAUUAGAACAUGACUCAUUAUUACAAAAUAAUGAGGCCGAAGAAUUAGAUGAAAAUGACAGAAAUGCAGCAUGGGAAGAUUAUGAAAAAGAAAGAGAUGGACUUCCUCCAAAAGAUGUAGAUUCAAUUUUAAUGCAGAACAUUAAUUUAGGCUCAUUGCCAGCCUACAGGUCAAAUGAUGAUGUAACAUUGUUCAAUACUUUAAGAGAAUUUUUUCCUCAAGCUUCAAUGAUGCAACUCAAUGAUAUGUUAAAAAAAGUAAAAGAUGCCCAAAUUGAACAAUGA
Molecule: messenger RNA, 4455 nt
Organism: Macrosiphum euphorbiae (potato aphid)
Lineage: Eukaryota; Metazoa; Arthropoda; Insecta; Hemiptera; Aphididae
Source: the annotation of a GenBank genome assembly